CGAUCAUUCAACGGAACCGGUUGUUGACGUCAUCACAUCGCUGUCAACCAUGAGUUCACCGGAUUCACCAUCAGUGAUGGAAUCAACCGAAUAUACCUUUCUUCUCUACAUAACGGAGAACGGAGGAUUGUCAAGAGCAGAAAAUUAAGAGAACUAGAAUCUGUGCGCAUUCUUGGCUUUACUCCUCACUAUAUGAGGUUUACCGUCCUAAUUCCAGUGUCUUGGGCGUGGCAUACUGUGAAGCUGACUCACGCCUCUAUUCCACCUUGAAUACUAUCAAAUCAGAACCAUAGCUUUGACAGUCACGCCAAUGUCAAAUUAAUCAGUUGGCGGGAAAAUAGGAGGUUCAAGGACUGGACUGGUAAAAAGAUACAAAAACAAAUUAUUUUCAUGUAAUUUUUGAAUGAAAUUUAAAUUUCCAUUCUAAGUGCCCAUAUUUUGAGCUAUGGAUGAAGAUACUAUUUCGGUUUCAAAGGGUGUAUUCAUCUUUAACAACAAUAUUAAAAGGUCUAAUAAUCGUGGUAGAAGAAAACGUACCUUCACAACCAAUAAAACAACAGACGACAAUGAGAUUUUUGCCUCGAAUCUAUGGUAUCAGCAAUAUGCAAACCUAAAGAAUAUUUUAGAAGAAAACAUUAUGGAACUAAAUGACAACAUGUUUUCGUCGGUACUUUCUGAGCUAGUACAGUUUGUAGGCAGUAGUCGUAAAAGUGCUGUUGAAGAAAUCCCAACAGCAGCGCUCUUGACUGGCAUCAAUAUGCCAGACCAUGCUGCUCAGUUCUCAACACUGAUUAACAAAAUACAGCAGAAUGAAACACCGCAUGUUGCAUGCCUUUAUAGUCAGGAUUGUGUCAAUAUAAAAAAUAUGAUUGAAAAUAUGAUCAAUAAAUUGAUGAAUUCUGAAGGUGAAACAAUAGAUGAUGAGGAUGAGGAUCACAGGACAAUAAAAAAACAUCAAAUGAAUCUUUCUGUACUUCAGUGUUGGUACAAUAAUGUUUAUGGAGAAAAGAAAAUUAUGUCCUCGCCUAAAAAACAACGAACAAAUAUUCAUCAAAAAGCAUUAGUAGUGAUAAUUCCCGAUUUUGAAAGCUUCACUUCUUCUGUCCUCCAAAAAUUCAUCUUAAUUGUUAGUUGUUACAUUAAAGUAUUACCGUUUGUAUUUAUUUUCGGCAUUGCCACAUCUUUGAAUACGUUACAUACCUCACUCUCUUACCAAAUUAUGUCCAAAAUAAACAUAAGGGUAUUCAAGUCACAACCAUCAAUAGUAUACUUAGACAAUGUUCUUGAAAAUGCUUUUUUUGAUACUAAUUUCCCAUUUCAUUUAGGUGGUAAUAUUUUCAAUUUGUUCAUAGAUCUGUUUUUGUUUUACGAUCUUUCAGUCAAUAAUUUCAUUACUAAUGUUAAGUAUGCUAUGGCAGAACAUUUCUGUUUUGGAAACGCGAUGUCUUUGUGUACUUUGAGUAAGCCACAAACAAGAGAAAUGGUCGAAAAUUUCACUCACAAUGAUUUUGAAAAUGUCAGGCAACUUUUGUCAUUUAGGAAGCUGGUGGAGAGUGAAACUUAUGAAAACCGUAUCAAACUUUUGACCGAUGAUGAUUACUUUAAAGAUGUGUUGAUCAAACAUUUAAGGAGCAUUCAAAAGUAUUUGAGAAGGUUUCAUCUUUUUUUGAAGGUGUUACAUGUCUUAGUGAAUGACUUGCCAAAAGCACCUUUAGGCAAAAAGAUUAGGGAACUAUAUGCAGUAGCUGUAUCAAGAGAUAUAACUAAAUCAGACGAAUAUAAGGAGUCUUUCCAAUUAUUAGGAUUUCUUUCUAAGGUUGAGCUCAUAUCUAAACUUUCCGCUAUCAUAGAUAUUCUUUCACCAAAGUUGACGUCCGUAGAGCAAAAUAAGAUCGCAGAAUUUGUAAAUAAACUGGAACAAUACUUGAAAAGUAUGAAUGAUUUUAACAUGGAGGAACUACAAGAUGCUGUUGAAGAGAUUGAAACUGAAGCACUGGCAGAUGAAACCAUAGAUAGCAGACAGCAAUUUAGAGAGAAAUUAUUGGGAAUGGCAAAACAAAAAUCAGCAAAGCAGUUGAACAAGUAUGAACAACUCAGGAAAGAGGUGUUGGAUCUUCUAUCAAAUGCAUUUGAAGAGUAUCUUGUGGAACCAAAAUCAUUUUACUUACAUGAAAUAUUCUUUUUUGAUGAUGUUUCAAUACAAAAUAAUAUAGUUGGUACCCACAGAACGGCUAUACACAACGCUUUGAAUGAUCCGCAGUAUUAUUUACAGUGUUCUUGUUGUGAGAUACCUAACAGCACCUCAAUAAGGCAUACAAUGCCUGAUAUUUGCAUUGCAUAUAAGUUGCACUUAGAAUGUGGAAAGAUGAUCAAUCUAUAUGAUUGGCUCCAAGCAUUCUUGAGCAUUGUGGAUCCCUCUGACGCAGAUGAGGAAUCUGAUAGAUAUGUGAAGCCAGAGUUACAAGCUCGAUUUACGCAAAUCGUAACAGAGCUGGAAUACCUAGGAUUCAUAAAGAACUCGAAAAGGAAAGCAGAUCAUGUGGCCAGGUUAACUUGGGGUGGAUAGUGUUAUAUUUUUUCUAGAAAUUCACACUGUCUUCGAAUAAGUUACGAUUCGAAAUACUAAGUAUAAAUAUAUUUAUUUUUAUAGAGUA
Molecule: messenger RNA, 2654 nt
Organism: Acanthoscelides obtectus
Lineage: Eukaryota; Metazoa; Arthropoda; Insecta; Coleoptera; Chrysomelidae
Source: the annotation of a GenBank genome assembly